This is a messenger RNA of Amphibalanus amphitrite, 2273 nucleotides long. RefSeq names its product TOM1-like protein 2. Gene Ontology annotation, molecular function: phosphatidylinositol binding; clathrin binding; ubiquitin binding. Bases 178 to 1674 code for a protein of 498 amino acids. Gene Ontology annotation, cellular component: endosome; membrane. The transcript has 16 exons. Lineage: Eukaryota; Metazoa; Arthropoda; Thecostraca; Balanomorpha; Balanidae. The record is from RefSeq and is a predicted model, not a curated record. Gene Ontology annotation, biological process: signal transduction.
ACGCGACACGCGGCGAACCGUGGCGCGGGUGGACUGGUGUGUUUCGUUCAAUUACUGAGUAAAAUGCGUUCAAAUGUGGUUAAUAGCAAUGUGCCACUGAAAAGAAAGGUGAUCAUAUUUCAAGAGCACCAAAAAGCACUAAAGAAAGGUGGUUAUUAGUCAAAUCUAACUGACACCAUGGCUGCCACAAUGGCGAAUUUAUUUGCUGGAAAUCCAAUGGCUACUCCUGUUGGACACAAAAUAGAGGAAGCCACCGACCCAUCGUUGGCUUCUGAGGACUGGACUCUCAACAUGGAGAUCUGCGACAUCAUCAACUCUUCGGAGGAAGCGGCCAAAGAUGCUGCACGAGCCAUCAAGAAACGGCUGCACCAUUUCUCUGGGAAAAACUACACGGCAGUCAUGUACACGCUGACGGUGCUGGAGACCUGUGUCAAGAACUGCGGCAGAAACUUCCACCAUCUGAUCUGCCAGAAGGACUACAUCCAGGACCUGAUCAAGCUGAUCGGGCCUCCAGUGGAGUUUGACGCGCCACCGCCCGACGAGAGUGGCCUCCUAUCCUCCGUUAACUCGACUAUCAUGAACUUUGCCGAGACAAUUGAGAGCGCUAUGCUAGGCCCGAAGAAUGAGCCACCGCUGGCCGUUCAGGAGAAGGUGCUCGGCCUCGUGCGCAGCUGGGCGGUGACUUUCCGCGGCCAGCCAGACCUGAAUGGCGUGGCGGCUGUGUAUGACGAGCUGCUGGCCAAGGGAGUGCAGUUCCCAGAGGGAGGCGACUCGGCCGCGGCGCCCAUCAUCACACCGCAGAGGUCGACACCAGCGCACGCCCCGGCCCCGGCGGCCUCCCCGUCUGCGGGACAGACUCACCGGUCACAGCCCGAGUCACAGGGCUCCCAGCCGCUGGAUCUCACUGCCGAACAGGCUGAUAAGCUAAAGAAGGAGAUUCACGUUGUGGACGGCAAUGUGCACGUGCUGAACGAGAUGCUGUCCACCCUGAAGCCGAGCACGGCGUCCGAGGACGACCUGCAGCUACUGAAGCACCUGGCCGAGACAUGUCGGGCCAUGCAGCAGCGUCUGGUGGCUCUGGUGGGACGGGUCACACGGGACGAUAUCACCGCCGAACUGCUCAGACUCAACGACGAGCUCAACAACGCCUUCAUCAGGUACGAGCGUUUCGAGCGGGGCCGCUCGGGUAACUCUGGCUCCCCGGACCGCCGGCCGGCUGCCGCGUCACCCUCGUCCUCCGGCCCGCCGCCCGCCGCAGCUGCCGCCGCAGUUGCUGACGGAGGGGCCCUCAUUGACCUCGGAGAUGACCCCGAGACGGUGUCACGACAGAUGGAGGGACUAGCGGUGGGCGGCGGCGGCAGUACCUUCCAGCAGGUGUCCAGGAUCCCGAACGUCACCGGCGCGGAGGCAGCCGGCGGAGCGGCCGGCGUCACCCCCGCGCAGCCCUCACGUACAGACGGCGCCGCUGCGGACAAUAUCGAACCAAUACUGCGGCUUCAGCAAGAGAAGGAUUUCGACGAAAUGGAGAAAUGGCUGAAAGAAGCGGGUGGUGACGAGGCGCGGGAUGGUAUGCUCACAAACAGCGAGUUUGACCGGUUCCUGGCGGAGCGGGCCGCGGCGGCCGACAGUGGCGCGGGUCCGGGAGCAGCGUCCAGUCAGCAGAGGAACCAGUAGCGGAGCGGGACGCUCGACAACAGAUGUAUAUGCCGGCGGCUGACGGCCUCCCGUCUGCGGGUGAUGACCUGACCUAGUCUCGCCUGGGACAGACCCAAUUCGAGCGGGCCGGUCGCACCGCGGACCCUCCCAACUCGAUCACGGAGUGCACGGCACGCUGUAUUUAUCGUCACAGGGCAGUGGGCACCAUCCUUUCUGGGGAUCUCUGACGGUCGACGAGCCGCUAACGCUGCCGCGGCAGAGUUUUGUAACCGUGCUGUGCCGCCGCCGCCGCCGCCGGGGCGCCGCGUUUGUCUCCGUUCUGCGCCGAUUUCCUCGCUAUCAUGGAGGGAAAACGGGUCUGUGAGCUUCCCGUGGCUCGUUGGCGAGUGUCGCGGGCGUCUGACGCCGAAAUGGUGCGUGGAGAGGCUGAUACUGCCGAGUUUGAGCUGGAGGAGCAGCUAGAUGGAGGUAUUCGAGGCGGAAUGAUGGUCACGAUCGGGCUUUUUCUCGUAACUUCUGCGAAUGUGCGCAGCUUUUAGUAGCGGGAUGAUCAGCUGCAGUGGGAAUGUCAUUAUAUUAUUUAAGCUCGAACUAAACGAAUAUAUUAUAAUGCUGAA